AUGCCGCCCAAGGUCAAAAAUAAACAACACUCCAAACGAAAAGAAAGUAGUCAUUCUAAGGAUACUCGAACAUUUACAUGGAAUGGCACUAAUGCGACUAAGCCUCCAAGUUGGCCGAAACUUAUCUACAAACCAGAUUUAACGCUUAGUAUGCUACUUGAAGACCAGAUAACGGUCAUAGAUAAUUUCUUCAGCAAGAAGGAAUGUAUGUCAUUCAUACAUUUUGUAGAGCAACAUGUUCCAUUAGAAUUGGCGAAUCCAAACGGAAUCCCUAAAAAAGGAGAAGCAUACAGAGACAAUGACAGAUUCUCAAUUGAUGACGCUGGCUUCGCCGAUAUACUAUAUCAGAAAACUGGAUUGAAGGAUCUAGUAUCCCAAUGGAAACCAAAGACUCGUUCUAAAACCGUUACUGUAUCAAAGCUAAACUCCAAUAUACGAAUAUAUAGGUAUAGAGUGGGUCAGAAGUUUGGUGUUCAUUAUGAUGACUCGGUAAGAGAUACUGUUGGCAUGACGAGUGAAUGGACUCUGCUGAUUUAUUUAAAUGGUGAAGUCGAUCAAGAAAACGAUGAUGAUGUAAAUAUACCACAAUUGGUCGGUGGUGAGACUGUCUUUUAUAAACCAAAGAAUAGAGGCGAGGUAAUAGUUAAACCUCGAGCAGGAAUGGCACUAUUUCAUAGACAUGGCAUCGACUGCUUGCUUCAUGAAGCAAAGGAAGUAAAGGCAGGGGUAAAGUAUGUUUUACGGAGCGAUCUUAUGUUUGGCUAA
Paraglomus brasilianum is the source of this 765-nucleotide messenger RNA. The record is from the annotation of a GenBank genome assembly. Lineage: Eukaryota; Fungi; Glomeromycota; Glomeromycetes; Paraglomerales; Paraglomeraceae.